This is a messenger RNA of Wyeomyia smithii (pitcher-plant mosquito), 10217 nucleotides long. RefSeq lists its product as uncharacterized. The record is from RefSeq and is a predicted model, not a curated record. The transcript has 5 exons. Lineage: Eukaryota; Metazoa; Arthropoda; Insecta; Diptera; Culicidae. The coding region runs from base 86 to 2758 and encodes 890 amino acids.
AAUCCUAGUGUAAAGGCACGCCAGUAAGACCGAUCCACUGGAUUUUAACUUGAAAGUGAAAGUGAGUCAAACGAAAAUAUCUACCAUGGAGGUGAUGGAGGAAGGCAAUCUUAUGGACAGAAUUCCAAUUCUGCUCCAGCGAGAUUUGCAGUACUACGAGGCCAACCAAAAAGUUCUCCAGGAGAAUAUCUGUCCUGGUGUUGUAGGUGGCAAGCUGGAUUUUCCGCGCUCAGCUUCCUUCGCGUCGGUGAAGAUAGUAGUCUGGCUGGAGGAUGAAUAUUUCGCAGCCUAUCGGAAAUACUCUGGCUUGCUACAUCUAAGUGACGUCCUCCAGGAUCAUCAUGGCAAGGACAGUGACGAAGCGGCCGGGUGUGGCGGUAUAGUUAAGUCUUCGGAUCCGGAGAAGUUUGUCCUGCUGGUGGUCAAAUCGGUGGACAAUCUGCUGGAACAUCUCCACACUUUGUCACAGGAAGCUUUGGAUCAUGCCGACCUCACUGUGCUGACGGCCACGAUCGGUGCGGCAGCUUUAGUCAAAAACAGUCUCUUUGUUUGGCUCGGAUGCGUUACGAAAAAUGUUUGUCCGCCGAAGGGUGACGAGAAGGGUGGUUCGCUGAAGAUGAGCUACAAGCAGUAUUCCGAGAUGACGGAAGCGCUGGCUGAACGUUUACUCGAUCUUCACUGCCGUUUGCUUACGCUUUAUAUCAUUCAGGACUCCGACUGUCUACAUUGGGAAAGUCAGCAUCCAUUUUUCGAAUCCGAGCGUGGUUCGUACACUAUUCAAAUGUGGUGGCUUUAUAUGCAAGGUACAAAACAGGAUUUAUGGAACUCGGUACCCCCAACGAUGGCACAGCGGGUUUUCGCUGGAAUGCUGAACGAAACUCUUACCGUUCUUACUGUUCGCUAUACCCAGACCGUUCCGAGUCGUGCUCGCUCAAUGCUUCUUUUGGUGGACAUUUCAAAUAUCUUGCUCUGCGUUGGCGAGCUUCUGCCGGCUAUCUGUGAAAAUGGAGAGGCCUUCGUUGGACUCAACAUAACCAGCCAGAGCAAGAUCAUUCGAGACAUCCACUCGAAGUGCCAUGAACUUUUUUGCUGCCUGUUGCUACGAGGUGUCCCCUUGGGUGUUCUCUACAAGAUCACCAAGAAAGGAGUCAACUCGAUCGCUAUGUUUAAUCAGCGUCAGGGGCUUAUUACACCUUGGACCAUUUUCGUUAUGCCAAAGUUGUUUCCUGUCAAUCAGAAUGGUCAUUGGGCUACGCGUUGCUCUGAACUUCCAACGAAUACGGCACUUUCGUUGGAGUUGAAGGUCCUGCUGGCGGCUCCCCAGGCCAACUGGUGGUUGCUACUGAAGGUUCUUCUUAUGCGCGACGCUCAUCUGUCAUCGAUGAUUUUUCAUCAUUUGAUCAGGAAUUUGCCAUCGUGCGAUAAUUUCAUAACAAGUUCGAAACAACCAUCCAUCAAUCGGGAGAGUAUGUCGAAGAAAUGCGAAGGUUUCCUCUGUGGUUUGGAAUGUAACGAUAUCGUUCAGUGGUCACUGGAACAGCAAGACCCGAUUGGUCAAACCAACUACCAAGUGCUGAUGGGUUUAACCUACAUCGUCAUCAUGGCUGGUAAAACAUCCGACGUUAACAAAACGCUGAUUUCUGCCUUGGAGAAGAGUAAAAUGAACGAUUGGGCAUCCUGCUUGGAUCGCCGACAGGUUUGGAACCAGAAGCGUCCACCGUGGCUGGAAGCCAUACUGCAUCUUAUCUACCCAAUACUGGAGCCGAUCAUUGUUAUGCUUGUUUCGGCUGUACAAACAACAGCUAGCGUUUACCAGGCAAUGUCACUCUCCUUGUCUUGCUUUUCGGAAAUGUGGGAUUGCAUGCCUGACUGUCUAUAUACAGUGAUUACUUGCCUGACGGAGAUUCUACCCGCUGAGAUUCGACCGCUUGGUAAUUCAGUACUUAUUCAGCUGUUAUAUAUGGCCCUGUAUUCGAAGUUGUUAGAAGCAGCUGAGAGUGAAACUGAAGCCGAGUUGAAAGAAGCUAAAGAACCAAAAGAAGCUCAACCCUCCACUUCGGCAGAAGGUUUCGUUUCCACCGUUAACAUCAAACCGAAAUCAGUAAUCUGCCAAACUUUGGCCGAGGCGAUCUGUUUCAUAGAUGAGGAUAAUAAGCACACCGAACAGAUUAAUACAUUGAUCAAUCAAGCCCGGGAAAGUCAACGAGCAGCGAAUACAUUGGACAAUGAAAUGGAAGAAGCGGUCGGAUUGAGUUUUGCGAGUACUUCGAAGAUUGAAGAAUUAGAUGCUUACAUCCACAAUACACCGAGUGUUCGUUCGGAGGAGGAGUUUGACGUCGAGAAUGCGGAAUACAUUGCAGAAAUGCUGGUGAGUGACAUACUAGUAACGGGCGUUGGCAAGCUGAGCAUGAAGAUGAUCUAUCAAUAUAUUCGGAAAAAUUUCGAAUGGAUAUUGCAGCAGUUGGGCGUUAGCGAUGUAGAGGUUAAUCCACUCCAGCAAAGUCCAGGGCAAAGUAUAAAGGAGAAACAGCAGACGUUGAUUGAUGUUAUGUUUCACAUUGGAAAUCAAUCGUUCGAUCAGCUACUCAGUGGUCAGCUGGACAUUGAUUACAACAGCUGGUUCCAAACGCCCAUGUCGAUGAGCGCGGAAAAGGCUUGGCUGCAGGUGUGCCAGCGCUGGGAGUUUCAACCUACGGCGAAGCUGUCCGUUCACGAGGCGCUGAUGGUUUCCUUCAUUACGGCCCAGUUGAAACCGUAAAAGGUAAUACUAAUUGAGCAGAAAUUUUCAUUAGUUUAGAUAUGUUAUUCAUUAAGCAGGGUGUGCAAAAUAUGCAUGUCUAUCAUUACCAUACUAUACUGGAUGUUAGGUAAAAUCAGUCAUAAAAAAUCAUGCGACAAAGACGCAGAAUUUAGGGUAGAAUAAAAUUAGUAACAACUGUCUGACCUCUCAGAUUAACGUAAAAAUUUAUUUAUCGUCCACAAUUUUUCAUAUGGCUAUCGGCAGAACCAUCAAUGGGAAUAGUUCGACUUGAAGCUGGUGGAUGGUUCUUGGAUUAAAAUUCGGUUGAACAGGAAUUCUAAUCCGAAACCUGCAAUUAGCUCUGCCAAUGGUAGAUGGACUUCUCGUGAUGGCUGCUGGGUCUCAUUAUACCUAGAGCGUAGUUGAUUCGUCCCACACCUUGAUCCAGUAGAACAUUGUAAUUCACCUUUUCAAACGUCCCAAUAAUAGUGGCAGAUUUCUAUAUCCAGGUUUUGGCGUUCUUGUUGAUCUUGGUGUAUACCAUUGCUACAGUAGUUAGAGUUGUGACAGAAAGUGACCAAAGUUGACUUUGCUUGGGCUUGAUGUAUUUCCGUAUGACGAAACAAAUUAAGAGUAGUCGUCAUUGGUAACGUUUUCCCCGUCUGUAAAUUUCCGCGGUCAACGCUUGAAGGUGUCCACUGUUUACAAUUUGUUUCGCCUGCCCGUUAGACAGGGGAUGGUAGGAAGCGGUACGAAUGUGAAUGAUUCCGGAUUUUUCACAGGACUGCUUGAAUAUGGUACUGUAAAUUUUGCUUCUGUAUCCGUAACCAUUGCAUCAGGUUUUCCAAAUCUUGCCGAAUUCUUUUUCAAGAAUUCUAUUUUCAAUGGCACGGUUGAUUAAGAAGUUUGGAAGAAUCAACGAUGUCCAGAUCGUACUUUUUCUUGAUUGGUCCGGAGGAGUCCAAAUGAAUCUGUUUCCAACAACCUUCUGUUUUCGGCUACGGUUGUGGCUGAAGUUAGGGUGGCAAUUUUGUUCAUAUUUCUGGAUAUUUUCAUCGAUCGCGAUGAAUCUACUUCAGUAUUCUGCCACAAAAAGCCUCAAAAAGUCUUGGAUCAGUGAUUUGUUUGACUGCUGGCCAACCAGUGAUGAUGUGCUGGAUAUCCGUCUGAAGCAGCUUGUCUUUCGAAUCAUUUCGAAUGUGACUGAAAAAUUACUAAGCGAAUCACAUUAGGCGUUGUCCAAUUCUUCUUCAAUGACGACCGCAGCAACUACGAAUUUUUCAUCAGGCUUCUCGUGUUUGUUGAUCAAUCGUGAUAUGACGUUUCAAUAUCCGAACUGGUCAGUUGAGACAUAUUCCACGUCGAAGUCAAACCCAAAUCAGUGUUCUUGAAGCGUUAGCGAUGGUUUUGAUUUGUCCAUCUGAAAACUAAUACAUGAUAAUGGCACCUAUUUCUGUCUUCGAGGCAUCCCCUGCUACGACGAUGUUGCGAAGCAAGUUUGUAGUGAGUAGGUAACAAAUCCGUCUGACUUCCUGAUACCGUGCAUUUACGAUUUUAUCACGGUCAAAAAAAAAUGGGCGUGAAUUUGGCGAAACCGUGAAUUUUUUUGUUUCGGAUUUAAUUGAAAUUUAUGAUAUUUUGAGUAAAAUGAUGCACUUGCAUAGUUGAAUGGAAUAUAAGUUCGAGAUACAAAUGAAUAAACAAGAAAAGGUUAGUUUUUGAUAUUUUCUCCAUUGAAUUUUCGCGGACUUUUUCAUGGAAAUUAUACAUGCAAUAUCAAUAUAAUUUGUACUGCUCAUUAUUUAGCAUAGCUAGCAGAGUCUAACGCUUGUUUAUGUGAAAUUGUGGAACCGCUAGAUUUGAUAAUUUUUAAAACCACGCUAUAUGAGGAAUUUUUAAGUUUUUAACAGAUCUUCUUUAUCAACUGCUCGAAUAAUACGUAAUAUUUGCUUCAAAGUCAAUGAAAUACGUAUUUCACGGUUCAUUUUUCUCAUAAUUAUGACACGAAUUAUUUGUGACAGAUAUGACACUUGGUUGCUUCAGAAAAUUGAUCAACUAAAUUGAGUUCAUGAAACUAUACACAUGCAAGGACACAAGGCACACAUGAAAAUGAUGUUUCGAAUACAUUUUCUUCAACUGGAAGUACAUUAUUCUUGAUUUAAAGUUUUUAAAAAAAACGUGAUAAAAACGAAUAAAAACCGUGAGAAAAUCGAGCGUGAUGUUGGCGAGUAGUGAUAAAAACGACUGUUGAUAAAAGCGAAAAAGAUUUGUGAAGAAAAAAAAAAGCGAAAAAGCACUGUAUUACCGGAAGAUUGCUCGGGGAAACUCCCCAGAAAGGUUCUGGGCCAACAAAGUUAGUAGAUGACCCUAGUAAGGCUAGUAAGUCGGCCUUUUCGUUUCCUUCGAUUCCACAAUGACCAGGAACCCAGUAUAAGUUAACCUGGUUUUUCAUAGCUAACUUUUGGAGCGACAGGAUAUGUAUACUGACGAGAUUAUAUUUUUUUUUGAUGUCCCAGCACACUUCCCGAGUGUUCCAGUGGUAGAAGCUAUAAAUCUUUUAAAAGAUUGGCUUCUUUCUCAUCGAUGUGACAACUCUUGGAAAACUUAAGCACGUAGCUACUUAAAGUCACUCGACUUUGCAUAGAAGACAAUUAUUUUUCAUUUCGUGGUAAAUUUUACCCUCAAACAAAAGGAGCACCGAUGGGGAGUCCUCUUUCACCGUUCCUAUGUGAACAUUGUAUGGCACAUUUGGAAAAUAAACUUAAGGAAAAACUCAUUACAAGAUCGGUAGUGGAGGUAUGUGGAUGAUUUUUUUUUGCAUUUUAAAACAGGGGAAUUAAGCAGGUUUACAGAAAUGUAAAUAGUAUUCAAAAAAAUCUGGUUUACUGCGGAAAUUGAACAAAACAACAGGCUCUCCUUCUUCAGAUGUAGUGGUUGUUGAAAACUUCUAACACUUUGAAUUCGAAUUUGACAUAAGAAAGAUUCCCAGCUAAAAAAUUACUAUGUUCCAGAAAGUCGAUUUUUUCGAUUUUUUUUAGAUAAUACCAGUUCUCGACGUAUCGUUCUUUUUUUCAGUGAUGGCAUAAACUCAUGCAAAGUUGAACUGAGUAACACUUUUCCAGAUUUUAAUUCAACUUGAAUCUGCUUCAUCUCGAUAGUUUGAUUUAUUUUUGCACAGCACAUUCUGAUCGAUUGAGUUUAAAUGCAUGCAAUGCAUGCAGUGCACGAUAUAUUCAACGAUGCAGGCGAUGAUGUGACGCGAUAAGUUUUGUUUUUAGAUCGAAAAUAUGUUUUCAAAGGAUGGGUUUUAUGUGCAACCGAGAAUAAAUGAGCGAGCAAGUUUUAAAACUCACUUGGAUACGAGUGCAAAGUAACACUGCCUACCCUGCUGUUUUUUCAUCGAUAUUUUUCAUGAAACUUUGACCGCUUUGAGGCACGUGUUCCCCAAAGUUCGAUUGAGGUGAAAGUUGUUAUGAAGGCUUUUUUCGAGAAGAAGAAACUCAUUGCCGCCCUACAAAACAUCAGCUUCUUAUGCCUGGAUACCGCCAGGCAUGUCUAAACCUACCACAUCACCGCUUGUGUGUUUCAAGCGAUGCCACGGAGGGUAUUUAGAUUGCCUUCAAUGCGUAUACAAAACGAAAACCCCGCAGUGUUCUAGAUAAAACAGCUCUUGUUCGAAAGAUACGGCAAACACAGGCCCGAGUGUUCUUGAUUGCGUGAGCCCUCGGGAGCCCGCAUGCCUACACGUGUUUUCUCAAACGCUUCAUUUUUUCAAAAGUACAUAUGAAAAAAAAUAUUGCAGGUGGUUGUAUGCGAUGGCUAACAUCCAACUAUCCAUUAUUAUUUCAUUGUCAAUCUCUUCGUGGCGACUAAUGCUUGUGUGUUCCCCGAAACUGCGAGCUCUCGGUUGCCUCAUGUGCCGAAGUUAAAAACCCUCGGUUGGCGUGUUUACGAAUGGCUCUCCAGUGUUUUGUCUUGAUCUCGCGACAAAGGGUAAUACGAAAUUCCCUGCGUGGUGUGUUUGUUAGCAGAUGGGACACAUGCGCUUUGGAGUGCUGUGGUUUCUCCAUGCCUGGAUACCGCAGCCGAUAAUUUUGGACAUUCUGCACUUGUUGCGAGACAGAAUUUCUUAUUGAAAAACACGAACUCUUGACUUGCGUGCCGCGAAAGUACUUUACUACGACGUCGCGGUUCUUCUUUCAUCGUGCAAUGUGAACAAACAACAAAUGACAUUGAAUCGACACCAUGCGCAUCAGUUAACCUAUUUAUAAGACGAAAGCUUACACCAAUCCUAAUACAUAGAAUGCACAUGGUACGCUCCUACCUCCUACACAACGAUGAAAAGUUAUAGGUAUAUUCGAACUUAUUGAACAUCUUGUAGUUUAUUUUGGCACCUGGACUAUUUUUUUUUGUUAUUUUCGCUCAUUUUCCGUCGGUCUAGUUCCGUCAGUGUUGUGCCAAUCAUCGACACAAAGAAAUGCGACACCAUCCAGCACCCUAAUCCUCAGAUUGUGUCGACUAGGAUUGAAUCUGGACCAGUUGGGUUCGUUGUAGUGAGGCUUGUAUUCGCAAUAAUCCGGACAUCCAAAAAUGUGAAAGAACACUUUCAAAGUAUUGUUCUUCUUACAUGACUAUUUAUUUCAUAACAAUUGUAUAUGGUUUACAAAUUUAAAACAUGAUUAUUCUCCAUUGAUGUAAAAAUAAGUUGUACAGACAGCUCUGGCCCAGAUUUGAUACAAAAUGUUUGUCAUCUUUGGCAUUCUGCUUCUAUCCGGAAAGCGUCCUCUUCAUCAGAGCCCAAUGAUCUUCGAUUGGGAGUAGCUAUGAACAGUUGGGGGAUUGGCGGUUUUUGGUACAAUAUUGAAAUUAUUGACUUUGUACUACUUCAUCACGAUAUUUAUUGGGGUAGUAGGCCAUUUUUUUUGUCCUGAAAUACUCUUCGAUAUCAUUUCUGGCCAUUGUACUUAGUGCAAUAAUAGCCAGUAAAGCGCUAAUUACGAAAUGACAAAACAAAUGCAAGUAGGUGGAAGUAUAGACCCCCAGCUAUGUUUGAGUGAAAAGAGUCGCUCAUAACUUGAAUAUUGCAAGAUUUACACUGCCGCGCAUAGUGAGUCCGUCCCAUUUGCAUUUUCACCAGAAUUGAGUUAUUAGACGGUAGCUAACUAAGCAUAGAUUCGAUACAAAAGACGAACUCAACAACUUCCUUCUGAAAAACUUCGGGAAAACAUCCAAGCAUGUUGUCCCGUCUCGUAAGAAGCAAUGUUAUGAGAUUAUAUAAAAACGCGUUUUUCUUGGCUUCAUGCUUGUCUUUUCUCCUCAGAAAAUCUCUAGAGUGUAGAAGAACAUACUUGCACUGCGGAAACAACUGCUCUCACACUAAAGAGCAAAUCAACGCACAUGCUAGAAGAAAACGACGGACGAUUUUUAUCUGGCGAGCUUCCAGAAAGCACUGCGGUAGAAUCUGAAAUCUCUCUCUUGCGUGCGAGACCAUGAACUAUGGUGUACUUUCUCACACGUAUGGACAUUACGCACAAUUAUUACACAGCAGAGCUGUCUGCGGUGCUUUUUACAGUUUGUUUCUUGAGCAUGGCAGAAGAGGAAAAGAGAUUGGGAGAAAAAAAUAGACAGCGUUGCUCGUGUCGGUCGAGUUUACUACCCUGGUUGAACUCGUUUCCGCGGUGUAGCUACACGAGAACUACACUUUUGACCGGUGGGUCGCCAGUGAACACUGAGGUGUACUUCUGCGUAUUCUCUGUAGAGUGAUUCACCCCUCUUGUUUCUAACAGAUGUAGGGUGAGCUGGAAGUGUGUUUGUCUCUCUGUAAGUUGGUUGAGACUUGAGACACUUUGGAGUGGAGAAAGAAGUAGUGUUGUGAAAGCAUUGCUGCACGCAGGCACAUACUGAAAGGAAAGAGCGCGGUGAAUUAUUUCUCCGCUCUUUCCACAUACUGAGGAUAAUGACAAGCAUGCUUGGCUUGCUGAAACUGCAAAUGGGACUGAAUUGCUAUGUGCGACAGUACACAGUACCACCACACAACAAUCGACACUCGGCGUUGGAAUUCGAAGGCCACCAGUGUGGUUUGCGGAGACGUUACCAACUACCCUAGACCGACACCCUGGGACGAGUAUUUAUGGUUUUUGAAUUUUUUUUUUACUUCCAUCGUUAUCAUUCUAAAGAAUUUUUAAAUAUCUGAAUGGUAAACGUUUCGUAAUAUCCUAUUUUAAGAGCGUCGAUAACAUUUCUAUUUUAAAAUACUUAUCUGUUUCGUUCUGUUUUUCAAUGUUUAACAAUAUCGCACGCUUAGCCUUGGAACUAAUAGCGGUCUCGAUCAACUAGAUUAUAGUUGAGAGAAUUCGUUAUCGAUAUUGUUUUUGGCACAUUCUGCAUGUGUAGGAUAAGUACAACGUGCACCGUGCCCCAGUGCUGAGUUGAGAAAAUUUUCAGCUCGAAAAGCUCCUUGACUCGAUCGGGAAUCGAACCCGAUAUCACAACCGUGUGGGAGAGCUAGCCGACCGACAUCGCUAACCACAGACCACUUGUUUAAAUAGUACCACAAUGUUUAAAUAGUACCCCAAUACUUUAUUUCUGAUAUCUGUUUGGUAAUUUAAUUAUAGUUCGAUAAUGAUAAUUAAAUUUAAAUUCAUAUUCAAUCUCAUUUUUUCCAGUUCCCUUUUAUUUUUCAUGCUUAAGUGUUCGUGGAUUUUCAUGUUUCAAUUUUUCUUACAUUUUCAAGAUUUCUUCUCCUAUCUUUUAUUGAGUUCCUCGUAAAUGACCACUCCAUGUCGUUUCCAAGCUUUUUGUAUUUCGCUUCAAACUCAGUUUUUCAGGUUAAUGAUUGUGAGCUCCCGAUGAAUUUUUGCUAGCUUUUUACAGCCAAUACGGUUUCGCAAAUCAUUUCCGGAAAGGCAACGAUACUGCUCAGUAUAAUGUGAUUUUUUUCACAUCCAUAAAAGCAUUUUCAACCCAAAUUACGCUGAUGCCGGGUUCCCAAGGAAAUUUACUAAAUUACUUCGCAGACCUUGCGACACAACAUUAACUGAGUUGUAAAAUAGUAAACAUAGAAUGGCACAUGGCGUUAGCUUCUCAGUCUGCCUCGCGGCCUCGUUAUGAUACCGGGGUACAACAGAGUUCAUUGAAUAUUUUAUUAACCGAUUUCCUUCGAUUUGACGGUAGGUAUACAUGCGCUUCGCUGAAUUUACACCAGGUCCUUACCCGCUUUAAACUGUCAACCGCCGCUCAAUCGCAAGGGACCGGUUCACAAGUUCCACCAAAGUUUGCUUCUUGUAUCUUUUUCAGACCGGUCGGCGACCGACGGACGGAAGAUGAUUGUUCACAGAAAUUUACGAUGCUAUUUUAUGUGGCCCCAUUUGAGCGACGAUCCCUUCGCUACGCUCAUAAAUUGGCGUUUCCAACAUCUCAUCAUGUUAAUAAUUGAUGCUUUUACUGUAGGUUCAAUUUGGAACAGCAGUAUGUUUAA